Penicillium soppii is the source of this 570-nucleotide messenger RNA. Its product is annotated as histone-fold domain-containing protein. The transcript has 4 exons. Bases 1 to 570 code for a protein of 189 amino acids. NCBI's taxonomy places the organism in Eukaryota, Fungi, Ascomycota, Eurotiomycetes, Eurotiales, Aspergillaceae. Gene Ontology annotation, cellular component: nucleus; CHRAC. Gene Ontology annotation, molecular function: protein heterodimerization activity. The record is from RefSeq and is a predicted model, not a curated record.
AUGGUUCCAAAGACUACCGCAGAGUCGGAUGAGAUCACCGGCCAGAGCGCACUUCCCAUCUCUCGAGUCAAGAAGAUCAUUCAAUUGGACGAGGAUAUUGUACAAUGUUCGAAUAACGCAACCUUCGUCAUCGCCAUGGCUACUGAAAUGUUUAUCAAAUACCUUGCCGAACAAGGACACAAUGUGGUCAAGGCCGAGCGAAAACCUCGCAAGACUGUCCAAUACAAAGAUCUCGCUUCCGCGGUGUCACACACUGACAAUCUCGAGUUCCUCUCCGACGUGAUUCCCAAGACUACAACCUACAGACAGUUCAAGGAAAAGAAGGCGAAGGAUGCCGCGGACCAAGGCGUCAUGGAGAAGGGCCAGCGUACCCUUAAUGGAGCCGUUGCACCUCCAGCACCAGCCAAUGGAACCAAUAUGGGAGAUGUCACACCUCAAAGAGAUGCAUCAAAUACAACAUCUCCUUCGGUUUCUCGGCCGAUGGUUCCUGUCAGCGCUUUGAUUGCAGACCGAACAGUGGAACCUAUGGCCAACCAUGACCAAGACCGUGAUGUGCAGAUGCAGGAUUGA